UUGUGCUCCAGUAUAUAUGUGAUGCAGUGCGUAACAGAGCCGAGAAUUCCACCCACAAACGUGAAGCUGUGGUGAAACCACCACUCCAUCUGGAUCUGCAGUCUGAAAGUUUGGCGCGCAUUGGUGAGGACGCGGCACACACUUUGGACACAUUCAUUUUAUACCAUUUAAGGUGCUGUGUGCAUUUUCCUUUUAAAGCGACGUCUGGAACUUAUUUAUAGAAGGUGAACGUUUUGGAUUAGAGAGAUUUCAUGAAGCGCCGAAUUUAGCCUCAUGUUUGUAAUAGCAAUGCUCUUUUACCAGUAGUUAAAAUGAAGUCAAAUCACCGAAGACUGAAUUGAAGCUGUUUUGAAAUGGAAGCAGAUGAUCAUUUUUCUUUGAACAUCUCGGCGGCUUUUACCAACAUCUCACCAACAGUCACAGGACCCGUCAAGAGCGCGCCCCCGUCCUCUUACGACAUGCUAAUCACGUCCAUACUCGGCACAAUUUUAACCAUCAUGUGUUUGGUGGGCAUAACUGGAAACGUUUACACAUUGAUCAUCGUGAACACCUCCGUGCGCGUAACUGGAUCGAUGUAUGUCUACAUAGUGAACUUGGCUCUGGCGGACCUGCUGUACCUCUCCACCAUCCCGUUCGUGGUCUGCACGUAUUUUGCGAAAGACUGGUACUUUGGAGACGUCGGAUGCCGCCUUCUGUUCAGCCUGGAUUUCGUCACCAUGCACGCGAGCAUCUUCAUCCUGACUGUCAUGAGCACGGAGCGAUAUCUGGCCGUCGUGAACCCGCUCGACACCUUCGGACGUUCCCGGCGUUACCGGCGCGCGGUCACUUUUCUCGUGUGGCUCUUCUCUCUUAUCCUCGCCUUGCCGUCCAUGAUCUUGAUUGACCUCAAGAUAGACGUGCACAAUGGCGUGGAGAAGCGCAUGUGCCACCCGACCUGGCAGAUGACUGCGUACAGAGUGUACCUGACCGUUUUAUUCAACACCUGCAUUUUGGCUCCUGGAUUAAUCAUUGGCUACCUCUACCUGAAAUUAGCCCGGAUUUACUGGCUUUCGCAGACCUCAGUGUUUCCUUCUAGAGAGGUUAAGAGGUGUCCUAAGCAGAAGGUGUUAUAUAUGAUCUUCACCAUAGUUCUGACCUAUUGGGCGUGUUUUUUACCCUUCUGGUUGUGGCAGUUGCUCAGUAUCUACUAUUACGCGCACGGUGGACUCUCCAGCUAUACUGUGGUCUACAUUAACUUCGUUGUGACUUGUUUGGCGUACAGUAACAGCUGCAUCAAUCCUUUCUUGUACACUUUGCUGACGAGGAAUUAUCAGGAAUAUGUGAGGGACAGACAGAAAAACAGCGUCGAGUUUAAGAAGAGAGUCAGACUGUCUUCGCAAAGGUCUUUGUCUCUUUUCAGGGCAAACAGUUCUGUAAUACUGUGAUGAAUAAACGGCUACUCGCCAUAACGCCAUUCUGGAUACUUACUGCACACCUGGAUGUUUUUAAUUAGUUCACCUAACAAGCAACAAGGUCCUCACAGCAAGAAGGUCGCUGGUUCGAGUUAAGGCU
This is a messenger RNA of Danio rerio (zebrafish), 1551 nucleotides long. Lineage: Eukaryota; Metazoa; Chordata; Actinopteri; Cypriniformes; Danionidae. The record is from RefSeq and is a predicted model, not a curated record.